Molecule: messenger RNA, 2274 nt
Organism: Mugil cephalus (flathead mullet)
Lineage: Eukaryota; Metazoa; Chordata; Actinopteri; Mugiliformes; Mugilidae
Gene: caly
Product: calcyon neuron-specific vesicular protein
Exons: 5
Coding region: 382-966 (194 amino acids)
Biological process (GO): clathrin coat assembly; G protein-coupled dopamine receptor signaling pathway; endosomal transport
Cellular component (GO): endosome; membrane
Molecular function (GO): clathrin light chain binding
Source: RefSeq, a predicted model, not a curated record
AACGCUCACUCAAACACUAAGAUAUGAUUUCUUGCCCCAGACAAACGCAAUUUCCUGAUCGGCCACAGUCCCUGCGAGCCACGUCAAGACGCGCACUCACGCCGUGCUGCCAGUUUCCGCCGGAGGACACGGAGCCGCUCCAGGCUUCAAUUACUUGCGCAGUCCUGCCGUGAAUCACACAUCACCACGGCAACCGGCGUUCACACCGAGUCCCCGUCAGCAUCGGUGAGAUCUGAGCCCAUCCACAGGCGACCGGAGAGCCCACGGAACCACAGGUCAUCAAGAGGAUUUGUCACAUUUGCUUAUAAAAAUCAGACUGACCUGAGCAUUCGGUCCCUGAUUUCACGAUCCAUCCAAGCAUUUUCAGGCAGUCGAGCAGCUAUGGUGAAGCUGGGCAGCAAUUUGUCCGAUAAGCUGGAGAAGCAGCCUUCUGCGGACGAUGGCUUUGAUAACAUCCCCCUCAUCACACCCCUGGAGGUCAAACAGCUCCACCAGCCAUUUGCAGAGAAGGUCAUUGUGAAGACAUCAACACAGUACCAGCUGCAGCAGAAGAAAAGGAGCAAGCUGUACAUCCCCAACAUUAAGAAGCUGAAUAUCAACUUCUACAGCGAUGUCUCAGACAAAGCCAAGAUUACAGGUCUGAUCCUCAUCACUUUGGCCUUCUUGACCAGUUUGCUCCUCCUGCUCAUGUACAAAGCUAUGUGGUACGACCAGCUUACCUGCCCAGAGGGUUUCAUCCUCAAGAAGCACUGCACCCCUGCAGCUCUGGAGAUGUAUUACACAGAGCAGCAGCAGCAGGAGCCGGAGCCGGGAGUCCACGGCAGCACCGGGCUGUACGCCGCCCUCACCCACCUCAACCAGCUCAAGAGGACUGGGCCUGAGCUGCCAUCGCCAUGGUUACCAGUCAUCGGCGCUCUGAAAGAGGCUGAGGUGGCCAAACAAGGCAGCGAGGAGGGAGAGGAGUGAAGGAGCUAAUGGAAAUGUAGGUGUUAGUGGAGAAAAAUUAUUACGGGCACAUAGUUUAUGUUUUAUUUUUUGUUUUUUUGUUUUUUUUUUGUCAGGGUGCGUGUGUUCAAGAUGUUGUUUCUUCCCCCCUGGCAGCAGUCCAUUGAGUCACUUGCUUAUACUGGUGCUCCAAAACACUUAAAGGUGUCUGAAUAUAAACUGACAUUUGAAAAUCGAGAAUGUAUGCGUGUGGUGAGUUGUUGCGGUUAGAGGCCGGAAUGUGUUUGACUUUUACAGCAUUACUAGUCAUGACUAAAGUCGGCCAUCUGCAUCCUGUGCGUGUGUACGCUCAUGUAAAUACUGUACACUGUAAAUGCUAACUUGUAUAUGAGCACAUAUGUACCGUAUGCACAUCUAUUUGCGCUCAUGUGCAGCAUGUGUGUGUGUGCAUGCCCACACUGUAUACAUGUGUAUUUGACGGAGCGAGUUGGAGGUGAGAGAAGGGAAGCGAGGCGAGAACUCGGAAUGAACAGUGAAGAUGACAAGAUUUUAAUUUGAAUAACUGCUGCGAGUUCUCACCUUGUUGUCUCACCGUCUAUUCAUGUAGAGCAGAAUGUAUGAAAUCAUUAGUGAAUGUGCUCGCUGUUAAUUAUCCGCAGACUUUGAGAUGCAGUUUGGUAAAAAGCCACAGAGGAAGGCGAGUUGCACUCUGGGUACUUUGGAAAGGAUUGGGUUGUUUUGUGUAGAAUUUAUUUCCAGAAAAAAUCAGUGUUAAAUUAAAUCGAUAGCACAAGUAAAGAGACCUGGAUAGUUUCCGAGCCCAGAAUGACUUCGUCUUCAGCUACGUUACGAUGUGAGCGUCAUGCUGUAAUAAUAAACUGAAUCUCAGUCAUUUCAGUAGAGCUAUGUGUUCAUGUAAGUAAGCUAUUGGUAGACGCUAGCCAGAUUUUUUACCAUCCUAGUUUUUAGGUUGCGUUUUUUGUUAUUAAUUUAGCUUUUAAUUUAUGUUGCUGUGAGCGUUGUGUAAUGAUGACCACGUACAGUGUUAGAAUCACAGGGCUGACUCAUCUUGAUGCAUAUAUGAAUGUAUGACAUAGCUGCUGUUCAUAAUUAAUGCUGAUGCUGUUUCACCUUAAAACUUCUGUAGUGUUUGCAGUUUAUAUUUAUUUAAUUAACAGAGUAUUUAUCUAUACGUUAUUUGAUGUCUUUUUAAUGGAAGGUUUGUGUUUGAAUUGUAAAGAUGAGAAAUUAUUUUCAGAUCUGCCAUACACCCCCAACAAUGUGAAGUGCGUUGUUUUUUACAAUUAGAAAUAAUCCACAAUUACCCGA